This is a messenger RNA of Poecilia reticulata (guppy), 11462 nucleotides long. RefSeq names its product syntaphilin b (gene snphb). Gene Ontology annotation, cellular component: mitochondrion; cytoplasmic microtubule. Gene Ontology annotation, biological process: neuron differentiation. Lineage: Eukaryota; Metazoa; Chordata; Actinopteri; Cyprinodontiformes; Poeciliidae. The record is from RefSeq and is a predicted model, not a curated record.
AUUGUACAUUCACAUUUGAUAUAGUUUUUUUUUUUUAUUUUGGCCCUCGACACCCUGACCUCUACUUUGAAAUCGCUGCCCUAAAUGACAACAGGAAGCAAAGCAAAGACUGGAGCCUUGGUUUAGCUUGUAGUUACCGUGUCCUGUGUGUAAAUCCCUCAUGGCUGCUCUGAGUAGAUCUGCUUGUCUCCUCUUCCACUUUUGGCGGUCAGUGACUUGGCAACAGUCGUUAAAAAAAUGUAUGUUUUUUCUUUAAAACCUCUCUAUAAUUAUAGAACACAGAUAUAGAAGUUGCCCAUCACACAGCAUUUUUCCUUUUUCCCGCCUGGGACGGAUGUGCUUUUACAUAAAAUGCUUUACUUUCUUUAUAUAAAAACAUCAGCAUGUUUUUAUAUAAAAGCUGGAAUCAUGGGCAAACAGCUGGCAAAAUCCUACUCAUCCGUAACAACUGGAUGUAGAAGAAUGAAAAAGGUAGACAAUUUUUUCCUCUGUGUUUAAGUAAAUACAAAGGGAAAAACAGCAAAAAAACACAGAAAGCCCUGCUGUUGCUAAAUGCUUUCAGUCUUUUAACCUCUUGUUUUAUAUUUGUUGGUCUGGCAGAGAGUGCAAACAAGAGAUGACUGUCUACUACAGGUUAAAUUUCUACCAGGAAUAUGCAAAUAUUGCUAUUCCUACUAACUUUCAAGCUGUCUUUCAUCAUCCUGAAGCAGUUCCCUACUGCUGCAUCCUUUGGCUAUACUGUAGUUUGUCUUAUAGUUUCUGUUGUAGGAGUGAUAGAAAGGUCUUAGUGAUCAGCUCUACUGCAUUUUUUGAAGCAAAAAAUGUUCUUCGUAUUGAAAUAAAAUAGGUUUUAGACAUGUCAUCAUUUCUGUAUCAGUAUUACCUAGUGUUCAUGACCUCUGUUGUUAAGAAUCAUUUGUGUGAAAACCUAUUUGGCAUAAAGUGCUUCUGGAUAUCCAGGUUUUAAUGAGCAAAUGUUAGUUUUGUCACGACACAUCCUAUUCUAUCCCUCUAAGACGUCUGGCCAUUCUUUUCCUCACUUUUAGAUUGUGUUUCAAUAUCCACACUAUUAGUUUAUGUUUUCCGUCAGUACAGCCCUACAGCAGCAGAUUGUCCAGAGUGAGGGCCCCAUCCCUUAAUGCAGAGCCUUUCAGAAGGCAUCAUCUCCUGGGUCAGUUCAGUGCUUGGUGAUAUUCAGUGCAGCCGCCACCUGAGAGCUUCUCCUGUCCCCUCAGGACAUGUUUGACUACUGCAGGUUCAUAGAGCUAGAUUAUGUCCCCAUGGAGUCGGGCUACAUGGUCUCAAUGCGCCCCACUAAAGGCUACGCAUCGACCAAGUCGCCCACUAAAGGAUACACGUCAACAAAGUCUCCGGAUCGCCGCUCGACAAACUCUCCCUCCACGCCACGUUCCCGGCGGCCUCCAGCUGCACCCAGUAAUAGAGAUCCCCAUGGCAAUGCCUCCGUCAGCAGUGGCAGCAACUCAGGCUCGUGUAAAGGCAGUGACUGCAGCCCCACCAAAGGACGUCAGAAGUACACAUCAUGUACGGACAACCAUGGUAUUCGCCCUCCUCCCCCAGAGCAGUACCUCACGCCUCUCCAGCAGAAGGAAGUGUGUAUCCGACACCUGAGAGCCAAACUCAAAGAGACCAUUAACACCCUGCAAGACAGGGACACAGAGAUCGAUACACUGCGAAGUAAGCUUUACCGAAUGCAGGAAGACUGGGUUGAGGAGGAGUGUAACCGCGUGGAGGCUCAGUUAGCCCUGAAGGAGGCCCGUCAGGAAAUUCAGCAGCUCAAACAUGCAGUGGACACAGUUCGUACCCGACUUAGUGAUGCCGGUGGGCUAAGUGGAGACGUAGGGGUUCAAAAGUACUUCCAGGACAUCAAUAUUCAGAAUCACAAAUUGGAGAACCUUUUGCUUAACAUGGAGAUAGCACAAGCCGGACUAGCCAAGGAAGGAGAAGCCAUACCAGGCUGCAGAACCCGUGCCGGGGGCUCAGCUCCGGCAUCUGUUUCUGGAGAAAGCCCUGGAGUUGUACCUAAGUUGCCAGAGGGAGGGAGGGGGUCUUGUUCUUGCGAUGGCUCUCCAGCCCGUUCUCUGACCCGGAGCUCCACCUACACCAAGCUGAGCGACCAGACACUGGGAGACCGCAAUUGCAAUGACGCAGACUUUCCUUGUCUCUCAGCUGACGGCACACAGGACAGCGGAUUUGUGUGCUGUGGAGAGAACAGCGUCCCCAGCCGGGCAGACCUCCUCCUGGAAGCCGCCUACCUCUCAGAGGAAACGGCAUCUUUGCUGAACUCUUACACGCAGACCUUCUCCCACACUUUGCCUCAUUCUGCCCCCGUCUCUCUGCCUCACACCUUCUCCCAUACCUUACCUCAUUCUUUCCCUCACAACAUGUCCCACUCCAUGCCACACACGAUGCCUCACUCCUCCACCUAUGAGAAACUCUGCACAGGAGAACGGCUGGCUCCAUUUCGUUGCAGUUUGGGUGGAGUGAGCUGCAUGAGCCACCCAUGCCUGUCCCACCACCACCUGUACCUGCACCCCCUGAGGGAGGCGGGCAUUCAGACUGAGAGCUGCCCCAUCCCUGCAACAGCGGGAUAUCCCUCUGAUCUGGAUACUAUUGCAGAGCAACGUACAUUUCGCUCUCAGGCCUGCAGCCCCACCUCCACCUGGAUGUCUGAUGAGGGGGAAGAGGAUCUGGACUCCAUCACCACCACCACUUCAGUGACAACAGCGACCAUGAUGAGCACAGCCACUGAACCAAUUCCAGUUUCCAAAACACCACUGGCUCCACCUCUUCCACGAUCGGCUACUGUGGCAUUUUCCAUGGAGAGUCCUUCGUAUCAGGCAAAUGACAAAGUGGAGGAAGAGGAAAAGCAAGAAAAAGAAAAAAGGGAGAAAGCAGGAGAAAAGUUGGAAAACACUAAGGUCAGACAAUCAGAAGAGGAGCAGCAGACAGUUCAAAGCUCAGUGGAAGGGACUGAGGUACUGGAUGAAGAGGCAGAACAAAGAAAAGUCUGUGAUUUAGCAGGAAGAAUGCAGGGUGAACUUAAUUUUACAGGCUGCUGUGGAGAAGACAAGCAAGAUGACCAGAGAGUGGAGGACAAGCAGCAAGAGGCCGGGAUUAGAGAAAGAUCCACAGAGGAAAUGAGCCCUGUGAUUACUCCUGAGCACACCGGACUGUUUCCUGGUGCACAAGAGCCUCAAACAUCCCAACCUCCGAGGAGAUCUAUCUCCCGUGAAGAGAUAGCUGGUGUCACAGUGGUGGAAGUUCACGACGAGGAUGAUGACGAAGAUAAGACUAAUGAACAAGAGGCCACGGGGGUUGCUGUAGCAGAAGACGAGGACUCUGGGAAAAUCCAAAAAAGCUACUGGAGUCGUCACUUCCUGAUUGAUCUGCUAGCGGUGGCCAUCCCUGUGGUGCCGACGGUGGCGUGGCUGUGCCGUGGCCCGGUCCGUGGCGGCCAGCCUAUGUAUCACUUCGGUUCACUGCUGAGAGGCUGCUGCACUGUUGCACUGCACUCGCUGCGCAGGGGCGGUGGCCUGAGACAUUACCCCGCAGGCGGGGGGGAUCUUGGGGGCACACAAAUAUAGCAGAAUGACGUCUUUUUGAUUCUUUACUGUGGUGUGUCACUUCUCCUGUGUGGUCUGUAGUGUGAGACCAUUGCAUAAAGUGCAAGGACAGGAAGAGCAAGAACUUCUUGUUCCUCUGCUUUGGAUGGUAAUAAGGAAUGGGAAUAUUAGGAACAAGAGUUGGGCAUCAAAGAGGAAGACCUUUGACUGAUCAAGUCUACUCUGUUUGACCCUCCAACAUAUUGUAAAAGCAAGAAAGAUAAUUACUUUUUCUUGCUUGGUCCUUGCUGUCUUUACCAAAAUAUCCAUGUACUACUGGCUUGUGCUAGCUGAAUGAACUGCUUGAAAUGAAUGAUCAAUGCUUUGGUGUUGGUUGUUUAAUUUAUUUUUGAAUGUAGAGAAAAUGUCCCUUGCCAUGUCAGCUGUCAGUUAUGACGUAAUACAAUGAUCACAUGUUGGUGAAUGUGUACAUGAAUACUUUGUAUGUAUGUAUAGGCGUGUAUAUGUAAAAUUAAAUUAGAACAAACUAAGGUAACGGUUGUUGACCAGUGGUAGUGGGAAAAAAAUCCACUUUAAUCCAAAGCUGCAGACACUUUUCACCAAUAACUUCAAGAGGUAAUAGAUUGAAUUUGUCUGCUGUGGGGAAAAAGCAUGGUAGACACAGAACUCAGGUAUCUGCUAGGGGUAGAAACACAACCGAUCCUGACAGGCGGCUUUGCACAGUGGUAUGCUAAAUGAACUUCAGUCAAUUUAGCAGUAGAGAUAUUUACGGUGAAAAUGUUGUCUUUGACAUCCAAGCUGUCUGUACCCUCCGUAUGGCUUGUUGACUGCAGCAUAAGAAAUUUGCAGAGCGCAGACUUAAUGGAAAGGCCUGGAUAUUACAGUUCAGAUGUUUAUAAACAGCCUCUUUAGUGUCCACUGAAAACACAAAAGGUUUAGAACAGGAAGAAAACGCUUCACUUUUCUUUCACUUCCUGACUGACACAAGUCUAGAUGAAGAUCAAGGGUUGUUCUCAAUUAAAUGACUGAUUUAGAUGUUAAUGGUUCCCUCUACUGGCCAGAAGCAGAAGUGAAUAAAUUCAAAGAUAUGACAUUUAUUCUUUAGAUUAACUUUAUUCCUUUUCUAAAGGUUUUCUUAAUGACAACUUUAGUAAUGGUAAAUUAUUCAGUGGAAAGGAACUUUGGUUUUGUUCUCUUACCUUUUCCCAAUGUGGUGCUCAGCUGAAAUGUUUCCAUUUUCAGGGGAGUAAAAUAUUCUAGAUGAAAGGAGAUUUGACUACCUUUAGCUCCAGCAAUGGACAAGACAUAACAGCGAAUGGAGGUAAACCAUUCGCCGUAGAAUUGGUCAGACAUUUUUUAAAAUAGAAAUUUAAAUCAUUAAGAGCACAUGACAGUGAGGUCAUGCGCUAAUUAAUGAUUGCAGAGUAAAAAAGAAUACAGAUUAUUUGUGAUUUUAUUAACCUAAAAUCUUACAUGAUCCUUUCUGAGCAUUGCUGUUAUUUUAUUUCUUACAACUAAAUGUAUUUUCUAUGACGGUCAGUCGUUUGUCUGGAUUUCCCAUCUGUUAACUGAUGGAAGAUAAUCCAGUGAAUUUAGCUGUAAUCCAGUUUCACUCUGGGUGCAUGUUAAACAUACCUGUUGGAGUUAAUCUGGCUCUGAUUAGGUGCAGCAGUGCAACAAGUCACCCAGAUAUGUCUUAGUUUCACAGGGACACGUACCUUACCUGUGUAAUUAUUUAAACAAACAUUUUUAAAAAAUGUUAGCCAAGCUGUAAACACUUCAAAAAUACGUAUAUAAAAACAGGUCACUUCACAGUAGCUUCCACCGUCAUGGUGGAAGUUCAAACAGAAGUAAUGAUAACCUAUGAACAAUGUUAGCCAUUACUUUGGCUAACAUUCAGUCAUUUUUUACAGCGAACAAACUGUGCAGGUUUUCCUGCUAGUUUUCUCCACAUGUGGUAGGCUGCAUCCUAUUCCCUUGUUUGCUCUCUAGUUUAUUUGUUGUGUUCUUUUCAGUCCAACCCUUUUUCUGCCGUCUGCUUCUGGAGUCGACACUGAUCUGCUUUCUCGCAGAUUGCUGGUUGUGUUUCUACCCUGAGAUUGUUUUCAUUAGACUCACCUGUUUAUUUUCACUGUAUCACUUGUGUGCUAAGUGUUCUUACAGUGAUUUAAUAAUGCCGUCCCCUCCCGCCCCUCCAAAUGUUUACCCUGUCCACUAAUUUCUCGCCAUCACAUAAUUAGUUCACAGACAACACAUUCAACGCUCAUCAUAUCCUUACACCUGCUCUGAAUCGUCCUUUAGCUAAGAGUUAGAAUAGCUAACUUAGAUAUCUUGAAUAUCUUUGAAAGAACGCUAAAUAAAUCAAAGUUGUUGUUUUUCUUUGUGCGAAUUCAUGAAAUGUUACGGAAAAUUCAGUGUGUAAAUUUUGUACAUUGAGAAAUAUAUUGCUCUUAGACUAUUCCUCCCUAAUUUGUGCCUUUUUAUUUGCCAAUUUCACAUUGGUGUCCGGGGAAUGAUGUGGACCUGGAAUAUUUUCUAUACACAGUUACCUAUAUAGCUGUUUAGUGUACCGCUGGCAGAGUCAGAACUGUUUAGUCAUACAGUGAAAUCAUGAUCAGAUGUCUGUAGAUACUCACUAUCUCAGUUUGACACCAUCAGUAGAUCUGAGUGAAGUGAGUUGUGCUCAGUCUGUGAUCUGUGCUGUAUAUUUCUGCUAACCCUGAUGCUCUUGUGCUGUAGCUGGUCUUUAACUGUCGAUAUGUAUUCUCAAGUCCAUCGUACACAAAUUAGUCCAUCACAAAAACAAACUGUGUGUCUAAAAUUGUCUUGCAAAGACAUUCUAGGAAUCUGUUAGGGUAAACUCAUUUACUUUUUCAAAAUGUGUUGUUUGGAUCCAGUUGCAUUCAGCUGAAUUUUAUUUUCUGUGUAUCUGUUAUCAGGCUGACGUUGGUGUUUGCUGAUGUCAAAACUCAAGAAACAUGUAGCAGAUUGAUGGUUAAGUACCAGUAAGAUAAAGCGUUUUUUACUUAGCAUUCAAGAUACUGACAAAAUACAUUCUGCAAACAUUUAAAAGAAAUAACUACAUUUAACUAUAUUUUAUUACAUCCACAAAUUUCAACGUAUUUUUUAUUUUUAUUUUAUUAUUUAUUUUUUUUAUUUAUUUUUUUAAAAUAAUUUUAUGUGACAAACCAAUAUAAAAUGAAGCAUAAUUUUGAAAUGGGGAAAAAAAAACAGUUUUGUGGUUUUUAAUUUCUUUUUAACCAUCUGUUUUGGUGAACAAAAACUAAUUAUGUUUUAGCUACUAUUUUGUACAUCAACAUUUUGUAUUUUGUACAUCUUUGCCCAUUCUUGAGAAAUAGCUCAUGUUCAAUAAUAAAUAGUAGAAAGUGUCCAGACCACAUGUACUUUCAAUCAUCAAAUUGAAAGUAUAUAUAUGUGUAUAACACGUUAACUCACAGCACGCUAUAAGUUACAAAAUAGCUACAUAAAAAACUAACAUGCAGGCCCAAGAUAAUUUUUUGGAGAUGAAAAGUUCCAACAAAAAUAUGCCAUAUAACUCUAAGGGCUACAGAGGCUGCAAAGAGCAAAAUGACAGCAGAAGGAACAAUACAACAUCACACUGUGUAGUAAUAUUCAGAGAGACAGAACAUUCAUGAAUGACUUCAUAAAAUGAUAUAGGCAAAUACGUCUAUGAUAAAAACAUAAUAUGGAAAGUAAGAAAAUGACAAACUUCUUCAAAGACAGAAAUCACAGAGCGUGCGUUCCAGGAUGACUGUGGCUGAAUUCAGUCUGUGCUGCUCGUCUUCCUCAGAUGAAGGUUCUGCUGGCCUUUUUAUUCUCCUGUAUUCUGGUAUAAAUGUGUCUCCAGUGAAAGUGAAUCUAAAUGUUUCUGUUAGAUGUCAGAGUCAAACACAGACUCAAGAAUCCUCUGGAACCACCAACACGUGAAUACGCAAUGUCCUUCUUUUAUUUAAGUUUUUAACUGCCAUAUAUUGCACUAUUAUUCACUUUAUAUGUUUUAAGGACUUACUUGAAGUAAACUGUACAUGUAUCUGUACUAAUUGUUUUUUCCUCACUGAUUAUUUUUGAUGCUCUGUUAGGUCCAUGAAACGUUUGGUAGUGGAACACUGCUUAAUGGAAAAUGGAAAAUCAGAUAUUUAAUGUUGAUCAUUUUUGUAUGAUAAAAACUGUAAUUUAUCUUCCUUUAAUCCUUAAAAUGAGCUGCUCUUAAAAGGGAAACCUCCAAACUGAUGCUUAUUUCUAUAAUCUGAAAGGUAAAGAAAUUACAACAAUUGUGAGAUUAUGUUUGGGGUAACCAUGGAAACGUCUGUCUAUUGUUGUUUCAUAGAAGGUUCUAGAGAAAGAACAUGUCCUCUGUUGUUUCUCUGUGUGUUGAACUGUAGAUUUGAUCCCUUGUCUGACUGUAUGAAAGGAAAUUAAGAGGCAGAAACCAUGUUUUUAAAAAAAAAAAAGCCAUAUGCUGUAGAGCUGUCAGGGUAAAAGUGUGGGAAUGUGAGAGUCAGCCUCUCUGCUACAAAGUAAUGUAAAAAAAACAAACACAAUACCAGAGUUAUGUGAAGCAAUCCUCCCGUAUCUUGUAGUUUUCUUUCGCAUUGUUACUAACCACAGGCUGCUGUGACUAACAGGGUAAUAAAACGAAGAAAGUUUGAAGUUGUCAUCUGUAGAGACUUAAUGCAGUUUACUGGGAACCUCCUGAGAAAUGAGAACAAAGAAAAGUCCAUUUAUCGCAGUAAGUUCAAACUUAUAUAUUUUCAUAUUCAGCACACAGACUCAAAUCUUUACUUCUAUUUAUUUUGACAAUUAUGUAUUUCAGCUAAUUAAAUCUUGCAGUUUAGGGGUUUUUGUUUUUCUUCAGAAAAUCUAAUACAGAAAUAGGCUGGACCCCCGCUUAAUCGAAGUUCAGUUUUUGCAUAUUUUUUGAAAUAUUUUUCGAAGAAUUUGCCUAUGCUUAGGGUUUUUCGUGGAUUGUAUCAAAAAUAAACAAAGAUACUUUGGUGUAAUGCAACUUGACACUCUAUUGGCUGGAGUUUGCAAAGCAGUCAAUCCAGGAACGCCAAUCAUUUUCCUCAGAGCUGAUUGGCUGCACCCCCAAGUAAUAGAGGACCAUUGAUGUGUCUGCAAACAUGCUAAGAGGGUUUCCACUGUGCACAUUAAUGCAUAUUUAGAUAUAUUUAUUUGGCUAUUACAAUAUACACAGUCAUAAGUUAUUCUACAGGAGGUCUAAACCUUUUGUUUCAGCGGAUCUGAGCUACUCCAGGGCAGCUUCUGGUCCACUGCAUAAAUAUCAACACUAGCAUGUCUGUGAAUUGCGUUUCUUGAAACACCAAUUCCUCUUUGUAAUUCUUCCUCAAACUCUUUAACAAGUUUGGCUUCACAAUCCUGCUGAGGCUGCAGUUUUUCCUGUUGUUUUUUUCAACCAAACUUUUUUUUUUCUUCCAACCAACUUUCUAUUCACAUGCAAACAUUGCUGCAACGCUGUUAGCUGUCGACAAGGCAACAGCCAGUCUUGCCUGUAUCAACUAUACCAACAUUUCUGUAGUAAAGACCUUAGUAAGAUGGUUUUAUGCAAUUACUGGAGAAACUGACAUUUGGGUUUUCAUCAGCUGUAAGCCAUAACCAUCAACAUUAACAUAAAUAAAUGCUUGAAAUAUAUCACCCCGUUACUAAGUGAAUCCGUUUGAUGUCAGAGUUUUUGAAGUGAAUUAUAAUUAGGUGAUAUUAUCCAAUAAUUAAUUGGAUAAUAUCAUCCAAUUAUUCGGAUGAUAUUCUCAUUUACUGACAUGCACAUGUAGUUUAGGUCACAUGUUUCUGUCCAGUCAGGCUUGUUGUACAGGAUCUCCCUGCUUCCUAAACAGAAAUGAUUUUGCAAUAUUGGCCUCUAAAGUCCAUAUCUUAAAGUCCACAUUUUAUAGAGUUUUAUUAAUUGAUUAUGAUAUGGGAAGAUCUCUUACUGAUAUUCCCUGUUUUUAUUGUUAACAGGUACAACUUAUUUUUCUGAUGCAUGGGAUAUACAUUUUGGUUUUGUAUUAUAAAACAGUUUCACCUGAGGUCAAUUCAAAUUGACAAGAUUGUUGCACAUACCUAUUGAGGAAAAUGUGUCUUGCUUUCUUGAGAGUUGCCAUCCAGUUGAAGGAGAUUAUUUCAAUUAAUCAAAACGUGAGCAGGGAAAAUUAUUUGUUAGAAGCAAAUACAUUAUGUCAAAAUGUUUUUGGUUGGGCUGGAUGUUAAGCGACAUCCAAUCAAAAAUUACCAGACAGCUGAGGUAUCCAGAUAAAAGCUCCUUUUUUCAACCUCAGAUUUCCUCCAGGGGGCGCCACUGCUCACUUCCUGUAGGCGGCUUCUCACUUUGAUGAACUCUGGUUCAUCAUAGUUGGGCCAAGACAAAAAUUGUCUUCUGCCAUUUUAAAAUAGUCUCAAAAUGUUGCUGAUGUAAAGCAGAUAUCAUUAAGAGUCUUUAAAGUAUCAUCAUAUUUCAACAAUAUAGUUAUAUUUACUCAUGCAUAUUUAUUUGCUGCAAAAGUAAUACUGUACAGUGUAAGAAACUAUGGAAAGUAACUUUUAGUGCCCCUGAAAAACCUGGACAUCUGUAGAAUGAGUUUGUGAUUUGCUAUAACAUUUAUGACAUUUAAAUUAAUAGAAGUCAAGAACAAUCUUAAAAAUGUUUUAUUGGAAAUGAAAUAACAUUGCUUAAAAAAAAAAAUCCCAAAAUUACUUUUACUGCAAGAAACAGAUCUUGCAUCUCUGUUCAAAAACUCAUCCUUAAAAAAUCUGAACUAUCCCUUUUAAAUAAAGCAAUGUGGAGAGAUGGAACCAGCAGCAGGUUGGUGUGCAGGACCGAUGAAGACUUUGAAAAACAAACAUACUAAAGCAUCAGAUGGUAGAAUAUUAAUUCUCCUCACAGUCAUGAAAUAUUAAAUCAAUUUCCUCAGUUUCCGGAAUAUUUGAGCUUUGAAAAUCUACUGAUAUUUUGCCCUUCAAUGACUUUUGAGCAGAACCACAUCAUGUCUUGUUCAUGCUCAUUGUUUAAACAAGCCCUUUUGGUCGUUUUGAUAUUUUGUACACCACUUACUUCAUAUCAUUUGCCUUUCAUGCACCUGAAUGUUGAAUACAGUAGAUACUGCAUUUUAAUCAAGUUGGGCAAUAAUUUCUAAUGAAAUAUUAAGAUUAUUAACAAUGUCGAGCACAUUAAAUUUAGUUGUCAGUUUAUAUAUUUAUAGCACCAAUUCACAACAGAUAUUGUCUCAAUAACAUUCACAUUGCAAAACACUCAGAUGAUUUAGUGGAACUAAGAUGGUUGCAGUAAUAAAUUAAAUUCUUAUCACUAACAUCAAACAUAUUUUUUAAAAACUUUUAUCUUAAUGUUAUGAAUUAUGCAGGAACAUGUGUUACAUAAAUUACUAGUGUGCGUGUGUGUGUGCGUGUGUGUAUGCGUGAUCUUGUAUUUGUUAAAUUGCAAGGAUUGUUGUCCUAAAGCACACCACAAUGCAGGGACCAAGAGAAGUGCUGCUUGUGGGUUAGGUUUGGACUAAGGUGUGAACUGAGUUAAGGUUAGGCAUGUAGUGGUUAUGUUUAGGUUAAAGGUUAGACGGUAGAAAUUAAUGGAAGUCACUGGAAUGUCCUUGUAAACACAACAUACUUGUGUGUGUGUUCCCUUCCCCAAGUAACCCUGAUAUAUUCUAAGGUCUAGUUCCUUAUCAAGCCUGUUCAGGCGUCUGUUAUCCUGUACAGAAUUUGAAGCUUAUCUGAAAUAACUAUUUUAAUGCAAUAAUUGGGUGUGCAGUGAAAAAAAACAUAAAAACAAAUGGGGCCCAGGUCCCUCCACCCUGUAUGAAGUCAAAAAUAAACUUGUUAAAAGAG